UGACCACAACAGCUUAGGAGAUCCACGGCGAGACGCUUGCCAUGAUCGACGACACGAGCGCAACUUCUCCUCGCCAGAUAAACUCUAGACACACAGCCUCGAGAAAGCUACUAUGCGCAACGCCCACACGCGCGGAUUAACCCGCAGUCGACGCACUACCAUGCCUGCUCCUCUCGCCCUACCUCCCGAUCGAUCCCACCCGCCCCAGACACACUUACAACAAGACACCCCUAUCAAGAGAAACAGAGAGAGGCAGCUAGCUCACGAGCCUCUACCGACGAGGCCCCGUCGACUCGUCCUUAGCAGCCCACCUCAGCGAAGGGGCCAGCGGCGUGCGCUAGAAAGGGGGGUGGGAGACGGCCGGGCGGCCCGGGCGGUCGCCAGAAGGACUACGUCGUCGACGCCCCAAGAAACACGCGAGACCCAGACUCCCCAGGCUGACCUAACUAGUAUCACGCCCUGUUGUCAGCGUGGCGGCCUCGCCUGUCGUCUUUGUUCCGGGGGGGUCCUUUGCCGCACGUUCCGGUUUCGGGCGCGGCUAGACGCGGCCGCCAGCUUUUGGAAAGCUAGCCCGCUGCUGGCUGUUCUUUGCCCCCUCUGCGCAUUGGCCCCGGUCUGGGUCUAGAUCCGGCGGGCGUGGUGAGGAGAUGGGCCCGCCUUUGAGAGAGGUCUUACAUGGUCGUCCGGGGUCCCCUUAAUCUUGCACGCUAGCCUAAGGUCGAUUGUCUUGUCUCCAGCAAUCAAUUCCAGCCUGUCCUUUCUGCCCGACUCGAGUCGAUGGUGGUGGAUUCAGUUUAGUCCUCAGACCGCGUAACACAAGGUCGAUUCGCUGUUGAUACAGUCAGGAUUGGUAACGCCU
Durotheca rogersii is the source of this 859-nucleotide messenger RNA. RefSeq lists its product as uncharacterized. NCBI's taxonomy places the organism in Eukaryota, Fungi, Ascomycota, Sordariomycetes, Xylariales, Xylariaceae. The transcript has a single exon. The record is from RefSeq and is a predicted model, not a curated record. The coding region runs from base 113 to 625 and encodes 170 amino acids.